GCAGCCGCAGAGAUGUCCGACAACGGCGGCUCGGCUGUCGGCCUGCUGUCCUACGAGACGCUGGUUCACGCUGUGGCGGGAGCGAUGGGCAGUGUGACAGCCAUGACCGUCUUCUUCCCCCUGGACACCGCGAAGAGCCGGCUGCAGGUGGAUGAGAAACGGAAAUCUAACUCGACCCUCAUCCUGGCUGAGAUAGCAAAAGAAGAAGGCCUUCUGUCUCUGUACAGAGGCUGGUUCCCAGUCAUCUCCAGCCUCUGCUGCUCCAACUUCGUCUACUUCUACACCUUCAACACGCUGAAGAGGCUGGCGCCAUCCAGACCAGGCAUGUCCAGACCCAGCAGAGACCUGCUCAUCGGAAUCGUAUCAGGAGUCGUGAACGUUCUCACCACAUCUCCAUGUGGGUGGUCAACACACCGCCUGAAGCUGCAGGGGGUGAAGUUCAGAAACGAGGACCUCCAUCAGACCCAGUACAGAGGCAUCGCAGACGCUUUCACUCAGAUCAUCGCCAAGGAAGGAGUGGGAACUCUGUGGAACGGCACUCUGCCUUCCCUCAUCCUCGUCCUCAACCCGGCGGUUCAGUUCAUGUUUUAUGAGGCCAAGAGGAAGGCAGGCAGAGGAGGGAGGAAGAUAUCCUCAGCAGAGAUCUUCCUCAUCGGAGCCAUAGCCAAAGCCAUCGCUACCACCGCAACGUAUCCUCUUCAGACAGUUCAGGCCAUCCUCAGGUUCGGUCAGUACAAAGGUGACGGCAAGGGAGGCGUCAUUGGAAGUCUCUCCAGCGUUCUCAUUUUAAUAUUUGAUUCAUCCGUUUGUUACAGGAGACACGGAGUUCUUGGUCUGUACAAAGGCCUGGAGGCCAAGCUGCUGCAGACGGUCCUAACGGCUGCCCUCAUGUUCGUCGUGUACGAGAAGAUCACUGCUGCUACUUUCAAGGUCAUGGGCCUCAGCAGGAAGCUGAAGCGCUGAAAACUCCUACUUGAAACAGCAUCAGUGCACGUAU
Molecule: messenger RNA, 997 nt
Organism: Acanthochromis polyacanthus (spiny chromis)
Lineage: Eukaryota; Metazoa; Chordata; Actinopteri; Pomacentridae
Gene: slc25a17l
Product: peroxisomal membrane protein PMP34
Cellular component (GO): peroxisomal membrane
Molecular function (GO): FMN transmembrane transporter activity; ATP transmembrane transporter activity; coenzyme A transmembrane transporter activity
Source: RefSeq, a predicted model, not a curated record